Messenger RNA from Leptomonas pyrrhocoris, 2926 nucleotides. RefSeq names its product putative mitochondrial ABC transporter. The transcript has a single exon. Gene Ontology annotation, cellular component: membrane. Bases 212 to 2926 code for a protein of 904 amino acids. NCBI's taxonomy places the organism in Eukaryota, Euglenozoa, Kinetoplastea, Trypanosomatida, Trypanosomatidae. Gene Ontology annotation, molecular function: ABC-type oligopeptide transporter activity; ATP binding; ATP hydrolysis activity. Gene Ontology annotation, biological process: transmembrane transport. The record is from RefSeq and is a predicted model, not a curated record.
GCGAUCCGGUGUGUUUCUUUGUUACCAUUAUUAUUACGCAUAGCAAGUGCGAUUCACCUCGUCUACGAACGCAGUCUCUUUUACUCUCCUUUGAUGAUCUCCGUUUCUUUCUCCUUCGCUCGUUCAGUUCAAUCUGAAAUAAAUAAAUAAAUAAAUAAAUAUAUAUAUAUUAUAUCUGCUCUUUUACUUCUUUCCGUUUGCUUGGAGCGUCAUGUCUGCCGAUCGUGGUGGGCGCCGCGGCGGAAACAACCGCACGGUGACCGUUCUGUCCGCCCGGUGCCAUCGCCUUCUUUUGGCGUUCGUGUUUCUGUUUGACGUGCUGUCCACAAUCGGAGCGUUGGUGGUGAGUAACGUGGGAAGGUGGGACGCACUGGAUUGGCACAGCUUGAUCGACUGGCGACACAACGCUCUUGAUCUAUGCGCGCUGCUGCUGCUUCGCUUGACGGCCGUCGUGAUUAUUCGCGUGCCCAUCGCUCGCCUCCUUACCGCGGACGACGAAGUGACCGACGAAGGCGCGGCGGCGUCAGGGGAGGACGCCGCUCCGCAGCACGGCGACUACGCACCUCUGCCCACGGAGGACGCAUCCGACGCCGAGGACCGCUUUGCGGCGGUGCGCCGUCAGUCGGUGCUGCGUCAGCGCAACAAGCGCAUCAAAACCGUCACUCUCUUCACCACCUUUGUGCUCUUCACGCUGUGCAACGCGGCGGUGGCGCUGAAGUGCCUCUUCUUUGAGUUCUCUCUUCCCCCGCUGCAGCCGGUGCUGAUGGCCAUUACGGUGCUCUGGGUGAACCUGGAAGUGUUCUCGCUGGACUCCUACCUCGGCGACAUGAUCGGCAGCGCUGAUGUGCUGAAGCCCCACCUGCACCCGCACCCACUUCGCUUCAACCACUGCGUGCAGGCGACUAAGUGUGACCUCUGCAACCAGCGCAUUAUUAAGGAGGACUUUGAGUGCGGCUCGUGCGACUUCGACUGCUGCCUGAACUGCUACCGGCACAAGGCGAUGGUGUCGGCAGAGAACGACCUGACGCGCGGGGACCGGGGCAUCGCCACGGACACGCAGCAGCUCUCGCCCUUUGUGUACAUCUGGCGUUCCCUCAGCUUCCUCAUUCCGUACUGGCGCAUCGUGGCCGUGUCCAUCGGGUGCCUCGUCGUGAACCAGCUCAUUCGCGUAUCCCUGCCAAACUACCAAGGCAAGGUGCUCGACUCUAUCGUGAACAAGAACAGUGGCAACUUCUGGUACUACAUUCAGUGCUACUGCGCGCUGUCCGCCAUCACGCUGGUGCUCGGCAGCGCCCGUUCCUUCUGCAGCAUUUUGGUGACGCGCAACCUGACGAUGGGGAUGCGGGCGCACCUCUUCGCGAAGCUCAUCUACCGCGACAUCUCGUUUUUCGACGGCACCACCGUCGGGUCGCUGACGGCGCGCAUGACGAACGACGUCCAGGCCACCAUCCAGCCCGUGCAGACCCUCAUGAACUCUGUGCUGUCGAACGUCAUUACGCUGAUUGGUGCGAUUGCGAUGUGCAUGAUGGUGUCGUGGCGCCUCGCCAUGAUCACCCUGACGGUGGUCGGCCCCAUCGUCUUCAUCACCGGGACGUACGCCCGCUGGUCCGCCCGCAUCAACCGCGGUGUGUGGGACGCGCUCGCGCAGGCGAACAGCACCGCGACGGAGGCCUUCUCGAACAUCCGCACCAUCCGCGCCUUCUCCACCGAGGAGUACGAAAAGCAGAAGUUUGAGUCCUCCAUGGACGACGCGCUCAGCCGGACGCUGCGCGACGCCAUCGCCUUCUCCGGCACGUCUCUCGCCACCAGCCUUAUGGACCUCGGCUCGAGUGCGGUGCUCCUCGGCUUCGGUGGCUACAUGAUCAUGACGCGGCCGAACGAGUUGACGGUGGGCCAGCUCGUCACCUUCCAGCUCUACUCUGGGAUGAUGAACUCUGCCUACCAGGGCCUCAAUGGCGUGCUGAACCAAUUCACGAAGAGCGCCGGUGCGGCGGAGCGGGUGCUGACGAUGCUGGAUGGAGAGCCGCACAUCGUGCCGAACCAGGGAGUGGAGCUGCCGGUGCUGGAGGGCACGAUGGAGCUCCACGGCGUGCGCUUUCAUUACCAAAUGCGUCCCGAUCGCGUCGUGUUGAACAACCUCAGCGUGCGCUUUCCGCGCAACACCGUCACGGCGAUCGUCGGCCGCUCCGGUGGGGGCAAGUCCACGCUGAUGCACCUGCUGCUGCGCAUGUACGACCCGCAGGAGGGCAGCGUUACCAUCGAUGGACACGACAUCCGCGACGUGUCGCUCACGUGGCUGCACCAUCAGUGCGCCGUGGUAGCCCAAGACACGCAGCUCUUUAACUGCUCCAUCGAGGAGAACAUCAGCUACGGACUCACCAACGUCUCGCACGAGGACGUGGUGGCAGCGGCGAAGGCGGCCAACGCGCACGACUUCAUCGUGAGCUUCCCGGAGGACUACGGCACCUUUGUGGGCGAGCGCGGAGUGCGGCUGAGCGGGGGGCAGCGGCAGCGCAUUGCGAUCGCACGUGCGCUGCUGCGCAAGCCGCGUCUGCUGCUGCUCGACGAGGCCACCAGCGCCCUCGAUUCAGAGUCGGAGUCGUUAGUGCAGCGGGCUCUGGACCGGCUCAUCGCCAACCUCCAGCAAAGCUGUACAAUCAUCGUCAUCGCGCACCGCCUCUCCACCAUCGCCAAUGCGAACAACAUCGUCGUCAUCGACGCCGGUGCGGCUGUGGAACAGGGCACCCACGACGAGCUGCUACAGCGGCGCGGGGCGUACUGGCAGCUGGUGAUCCGCCAACUGCAGAGCGGCCACACUGUCCUCGACUUCGACGAGGCAGACGGCGUCGACUCGUCUAACCUUCCGCCGUCGGAUGGGGGCCGCGAGCAGAGGCGUGAGGAUGGCAGCCUCGACAGUGGUCGCUGA